GCUAACUGAAGUGUUUCCUCGCCGUAGGUGGAAGUUGUCAGACAUCUCAACCUGAUGCCUCAUUAGAUAACAGAAGCGUCUAAAAACAGAGACAUUCAGUCAGCAUUGUGUACUUGUGACAUCACAUCAAAAAUGGGCCGGUCUACACAAAAUCAAAAGAAGAACCCGAAGGGUGUUAUACUCAACAGGGUGCUUUACAGAUGAACUGGAACAAAGAAGAGUGAAUGACGAGUUGACAAGAAGAACAUCGAAAGAGGAAAGAGCAGUUAUGAAUGACUCUUUUUUGAAUGAGAACUCUUUUCUGAACAUUUGUGACAAAUGCGAUGACGAGCCAUGUGACCUGAUAGGAAACCUUGAGAAUGAGGUGGUCAUCCAAACGUACAUCUACUCAGUGAUCUGUGUACUCGGCCUGAUGGGAAACCUUUUGGUCCUCAUCACAUAUGCCUUGUACAAGAAGGCAAAAACCAUGACAGACAUCUACCUGGUCAACGUGGCUCUGGCCGAUCUUCUCUUCGUCGUCGCCCUACCGUUGAUCAUCUACAACGAAAGGUACAACUGGGAUAUGGGCACGUGGGCCUGCAAGCUGCUGAACGGAGCGUACAGUAUCAACUUAUACAGCAGCACGCUUCUGUUGGCAUGCAUCAGCAGCGAUCGCUACAUAGCCAUUGUCCAAGCCAGACGCUCCGUUAAGAUCCGACGGCGAGUUCAGGUCUACAGUCGUCUCAUCUGCACAGUAAUAUGGCUGCUGGCUUUGGUGUUGUCUUUGCCCACGUUGAUAUAUUACGAACAGGUAGACGACAUGGACGUCAACGAAUGCAUGCUUGUGUAUUAUGGUUACAAUAAUGCUAAAGUGAUGAAGAUUCUGAUUCCCAGCACACAGAUGCUAAUGGGGUUCUUGGUGCCCCUGAUGGUCAUGAUGUUCUGUUAUUCUUGCAUCAUGGUGACGCUUCUGAAAGCCAAGAACUUCUGGAAGCACAAGGCGGUGCGAGUUGUGCUCACCGUGGUCUUUGUGUUCAUAUUUUGCCAUCUGCCGUACAAUUUGGUACUUCUUGUCCACACCACUAAACUUUUCCAAAUUAGGGAUUGUAAAGGAGAGCGAGACACAUUGAUGAUGUUGUCCAUCAGCAAGAGCGUGGCCUACCUUCACUGCUGCCUGAAUCCCAUCCUCUACGCUUUCAUCGGGGUUAAAUUCAGAGGCCAUUUUUGUCAGAUCAUGAAGGACUUAAGGUGUCUGGGACAAAGAUACUUCUACUCCGGACGCUCCUCGCAGCGGACCUCUGACCUCUACAUAUCAGCUAAAACCGUUGUUGGGUCCAAUAAUGAAAACCCAUCGUCAUUUACAAUGUAAUAAACAGUUUUCAAUAGAUUUUCCCCUCAGGUUGUAAUAUUUUAAGGUUUGUUUGAUCCUUGUCUUGUUUUUUGUCAAUAAGAAAAGGAAAAGAGCUUUCCAUACAGCUUAGAUUAGUAUAGCUUAUAUUGUAUAUAGCUGAAUAUUAGUUUAUAUAUACUGUUUUAUAUAAAUAUAUAUAUAUAUAUACACACAUAUUUUUUGCAGUGUUUGUCCACAGUAUUUGUUGUUGAUCCUUUUUAAUCAGAUACUUUAACUCGUGCAUGACCUUCAAAGCAAAUGCUUAUCGACACGAUCAAGUUACUAUUGUCUAGAAAUCCCAACUAUUAAAAUAUGUUUUGCUAACAUUUCUAUUUAUGAAAACAUCUUUCAAUCUUCCAGAAACAAUGUAAGAAUUACAUUUUUGUAAUAUAUUCAGAACGUUAAGCAAGACAUGUUACGUAAGAGACAUGUUACUCUGUCGCUGCAAAAGGUUUUUUGUAAUAACUUUGUGAGAACGAUAGCCAUAGUUCUGAAAAUAUUCCCUGUUAGCUGAGAAUGUGUGAAGGUUAGAACGCCUUUAACUUGUACUUUGCUUUUUUUUGUUUAACCACAGUA
Triplophysa dalaica is the source of this 1945-nucleotide messenger RNA. RefSeq names its product C-C chemokine receptor type 6-like. The record is from RefSeq and is a predicted model, not a curated record. The coding region runs from base 269 to 1348 and encodes 359 amino acids. NCBI's taxonomy places the organism in Eukaryota, Metazoa, Chordata, Actinopteri, Cypriniformes, Nemacheilidae. Gene Ontology annotation, cellular component: membrane. Gene Ontology annotation, biological process: immune response; G protein-coupled receptor signaling pathway. Gene Ontology annotation, molecular function: G protein-coupled receptor activity. The transcript is spliced from 2 exons.